UGAAGGAAGGAAAUAUUUUUCGUGACAAGGCUGCGAAUAAACUCUCCUCUAAAGCUACGAGUACGAACGACGGUCAGCGGGUCGACGUCGUCUCUGUGGACGAGUGACAACUUAUCUAAACAAUGAGUGGAAAUAUUCCAUAUGAACCUGAGUUACCUGACUUGAGUCAAAUCCAAACUGACUGCAUUAAACUUUCAAGAAGUCAAGAUGAAUCUUGGGCUGGUGAUGAAGCAAGAAAAUAUUUUGAAAACUCUUCAAGUUCAAGAUAUUCUUCAAUGCUGCCUCCUGUGCUAUUACGAAAGAAGCGUGAAAGUUUGUGCAAGUUGCAGGUGGUCAGGGGCAUUGGGCGCACAACUCGCCAUGCAGUGCAGCGUCACUGCCAGCUCACCUCUGAGCUGAUCAACAGACUGGGCUUGUCUACUGAAUUGCAUGGCCAUCAAGGCUGUGUCAACUGCAUUGAAUUCAAUGAUAAUGGCAGAUUACUUGUAUCAGGUUCUGAUGACUACCAAUUGAUGCUGUGGGAUGUGCAUAGUCGUAAGAAAUUGCAAGCUUAUACAACAUCACACUCUGGCAACAUUUUCUCUGUGAAGUUUUUGCCCUCUUGUGGCACUGGACUUCUGGUGUCUGGGGCUGGUGACAAGAAAGUGGAGGUGCGAGACAUAUCAACCAGCCGACUGCUGCACUCCUGCACAUGUCACUCCAGCAGAGUCAAGCGGCUUGCCACUUCACCACAUCUACAACACACUUUCUUCUCUGCUGCUGAAGAUGGCACUGUACUUCAGUACGAUCUUCGGACUCCUCAUCAGUGCGAUCGCUCGCCCUGCAAUGUUGUCAUUGACCUGCGAUCUUUGGCCAGUCAGGGCCAUCCAAAUGAAGUGAAGUGUGCUGCUAUCAGCCCACGUGACCCCAACCUGCUGGCUGUGGGAGCCAAUGAUCCGUUUGUCAGGAUUUUUGACAGAAGAAUGAUAAAACUUUCCAAAAUGCAGAGUGGGAUGCCACCAAUGGGGAUGCAUGGAGGAGGUGCAGUGAAUGGUGACAUGCUGCCCCUAGGUUGCUGUCAGUACUACGUUCCUGGUCACUUGCCUCCGAGCCAACAGCGAGUGCAGCGUCGAAUUAGGUCGUUGGCCACCACGUAUCUUAGCUACAGUUCAUCAGGCCAGUAUCUGCUAGCAAAUAUGGGCGGCGAGAACAUUUAUCUCUACGACACCUUCAACCCUCUGCCCCCUGUGAGAUAUGCGCCUCCUACACGCUCCUGCUUCUCAUCUGAUGAGAAAGGUUCUUGUGACCAUUUAACGGAAACAUCAAAUGGCGUCAAUGCUUCUUCUUCAAAUGGAAUGUCAAGUUCAUCAUCAAAUGGGAUAACGGCCUCUUCUGCUAAUGGAGUUUCGAGUUCUUCAAACGGUUUCUACAUGCCUUCUACGACUCCUCCAUCCCCACCUUCCCCAACAAUUCCAGAAGUUCUUCCUCCACACGUAGAGGCUCUGAAGGAGAAGGCCUCAGAGCUCUGCAAAACCGAGAACUGGGCGGCCGCCGUUAUGACGUUCAAUGAAGCUUUGCAGGCUGCCCCGGAGUCAGCGCUACUUUUCAGGAAUCGCGCGGCCGUACUUAUAAAACGCAAUUGGGAAGGUGACACUUACGCCGCACUACGUGAUUCUUUCCGCGCAAUGUCAUUGGAACCCAAUCAUCCUAAAGCCUAUCACAGAAUAACCAAAUGUCUCCAUAAACUGUGUCGCUUUGACGAAGCCAAGUAUUGCAUGGAUGACUUCAGGAAACAUCACGCUGCAUUGAGUCGCUCGCCGUCAUAUUGUGCGCUAUAUACGAACAUUCUCGAUGAAGUCUUUCAAAGCUCAGUUGGAAAUGAAAGCAGUAGCAGUAAGAACGAAACUCAUGGAAGUGCCUCUUCGCAGGACCAAAUCCCCUCAAAUAAUUUAUCGCCGGAGCAACAGCGGAGGUUGAAAGCAUUUGACUACGUUUCAUACUACGCUGGUCAUUGCAAUACCACGACAGACAUCAAAGAGGCCGUGUUCCUUGGCCAGUCGGGUGAAUUUGUGGCUGCCGGCUCAGACGACGGUAACAUGUUUAUUUGGGAAACGGCGACCGGAAAUCUCGUUCGCAUCAUGCCGGCCGACGAGAACAUAGUCAACUGUGUUCAAUGUCACCCUAGCGCCAGCAUGGUCGUCACAAGUGGAAUUGACCACACGGUUAAAAUUUGGGAGCCUUUAGGGGAGUCUCAAGUUAACACUGACGCUGACCUGGUUUACACGACCGGCAGAAAUCAGACCCGCAUGAAGGAAGAUCCACUAGAACUGCUGUUCAUGCACAUGGGUGACUUGACGCACGUCUUCAGCAGCAACGAGCUGGGGCGCGGUAUCUCCAGAGGGAGCCGAGCAUCCUUUGGUCUAAGUUUAUUCAGACGUGAAGCAGAUGACGACGAUGAUGAUGGCGAGGUUCCUCAGCACGCCUUUGAGUUCCUCAGGAUCCCGCGGCCUGACGGUGGUAGCGAUGGUAGUGGUGGUGCUGGGGGUGCUGCUGGAUCGGAUGUCCAGUGUAGAACUUGUUGAAGUUGUUAUAUUUUAUUCAUUCGAGAAUAGUUGUUCACUCCAGCACAUGGCUAUUGUGAACGAAACGGUAAAGUUAUUAAUCAGGAUGUGUAUUAAUGCAGAGAUAUGUACAGGAAAUUAUUUGCCACAGCAGCAGGGGAUAUCGGUAGUGCAUCAUUUCGAUACUCUCUCAAAGUUAGAUGAAUCCCAGAAGGUAUUGUUUAGCUGUUAACGCAUUGCAUGCAAGCUAAGUGUUAGCGAGUAAGUAUUUCCUGAUAUAGUGUGAGAAAGUGGAAAUAAUGUAAUAAAUAUUUGCUAUCAUUUUUCGUUGCUUGGUAAAAUGGAGUUCUUUUUUGCACUAGCGCGGAUAUCUUUUGAUUAUAAUUUACCUGAAAACAAUUACUUCUUUGCUGAUGAUCCUUUGCAUAUUCUCAAAUGUACAUAAACCAGAAUCAGCUUCCGGGAAGUAGUAUUCAAAAAUGGUGCUAUGAUUAUUCACAAUUUCGCAUUCUUUUUUCUAUCUAAAGAUUUUUAGCAGGUAAACUUGUUCUGAAAAAUUGUUUUCAGCGGAUUUUUUCUUCACUCAGAUUGUACGUAGUCAGUCAUUUUCAGCGUUAGGAUAAAAAAAUUCGCGCGGCUGUUGCAGCACUCGUCAAAAAGUUCAUAUGCGUGCCGCCCUGAAUAGAUCCAACACCAACUCAUCUGUGAAAUUGCUAAUUUUUUCAAAAUCUCUGGAGCAAAUUUUUUGUUUGCUCUGU
Messenger RNA from Hyalella azteca, 3298 nucleotides. It is a transcript of the gene adp, whose product is annotated as WD and tetratricopeptide repeats protein 1-like. Gene Ontology annotation, biological process: negative regulation of fatty acid biosynthetic process. Gene Ontology annotation, cellular component: cytoplasm; Cul4-RING E3 ubiquitin ligase complex. The record is from RefSeq and is a predicted model, not a curated record. The transcript has 10 exons. Gene Ontology annotation, molecular function: protein binding. NCBI's taxonomy places the organism in Eukaryota, Metazoa, Arthropoda, Malacostraca, Amphipoda, Hyalellidae. Bases 123 to 2561 code for a protein of 812 amino acids.